Emericellopsis cladophorae is the source of this 2511-nucleotide messenger RNA. RefSeq lists its product as uncharacterized. The coding region runs from base 1 to 2511 and encodes 836 amino acids. The record is from RefSeq and is a predicted model, not a curated record. NCBI's taxonomy places the organism in Eukaryota, Fungi, Ascomycota, Sordariomycetes, Hypocreales, Bionectriaceae. The transcript has 2 exons.
AUGGGCUGGGACCCUGCGACCAUCGCAGGCGUCGCGGCGCUUGUCGUCGCCGUUGUUGCCAUGAUCAUGGCCGUGGUCCAAGCUACCCAGCAGUACCUCAUCACCGGCCAGCAGAUCCGUCUCUGCGACAGUGUCGUGUACGGACCGAUGCCGGGCCAAGGCCGUCGCGUCUGGCAGAUGUCGCAGUUCCGCUUCCGUGUGCUGUACAGCAUGCCACAGAUCUCUCUUGAUCCACGUCACUGGGGCUAUGGCGGCGGUGUUAUCCGGCGCUCACGUGCUAUUGGGGAGCACUCUCUCCCGUACCUGGGUGCUUUGGGUGCUCUAACGGAAGCAGGUUCAGGGCAUGCGCGUAACGGAAUAAAUCCACCUGGCCAUCAAGCCCUCCGCAGACGACGACCUGGGCCCGAGGCGGGCGAAGUAGAGAGGCGCGUUGGGAAGGAGACCAUCACCUCGACCAUCCCUCCAGGAGAAGCUUCCUGGGUCUCCGACCUCGUCAGCGCCCCGAUGCCCACUUCGAUGAGAGACAUUGUCAUCAUGGGCCUGAAAGCAGGCAUGGUCGUCACGAGAGCGUCCUUUGAGGAAAAGUCCGUAUCGAUGCAGGGCCCAGCUGGGAGCUUGACCAGCGCGAGCCAUCCUGUCCUGGGGCCCAUGUUGCAUUUGACCCCCACCAGCGUGUGCCCCCCGGUGUCGCAGGUAUUCGGGGUGCGCAGGACAAGGCAUCGCGGCACCGUCGACGACCCCUGGCUAAGAAGGAUAUGGGACGUCCCCAGUGUCGCGAAAAAAUACUACCACUGGGCCCAGAGGCGCACAGCGCGCCGACUGGACGAAAGAUGGAUCAAGGAUCACAAAGGCGUGACGGGCUGUGAGAUUCACGUCACUUCGGUCCCGGAAACCAAAGACUAUGCCAGCGGGCCGAAUUUGGAGCGAAAUACAUCUCCCAACAAUCGUGAGCGCAGAGGUCCAGCCAGGUCCGACCCCUACCAACUGGUGGAGCAUAAGCCGGCGGAUGGCGCUUGGGGCUUGACAAUUGCGAAACCGCCGCGAUCCAGGAAGCAGGAGAAAUCACGGCGACGGGCUGGGACUGGAGCAAUUCCCAAACCAAAUGGAGAAGCGAACCAAAAGUACUCCGCUCGAGGUGACACACGUUCUAGGAAUGUCCAUGCGUCGUCAUACAGGAGACCCCAGGUCGAGGAUGCCGAUGAUGAGGGAGAAUCUGCACCGCCAGUGGCUGAGAAGACAACCUCAUCGCCACCCGCAGAUCCCCAAAAAGAUGCCGAAUCACCAGUGCCGCCCCUGACACCCAGUUCCAAAGAGUCACCACCCCUCAUGUAUGAGGACGAGGAGGAGGUAGGGCAUGAGCGUGAUGGAGCGAGAGACCCGUUGGCGGAACGCAGGAAAAUUGCAAAAGAGCGCCAAGCCGCAAGAGCCGUCAAGAUGGACGCAAUACAAAAGGACAUGUCUCUUGUCCAACAGUCGGUCGAGCAGGGCGCGAUGACUUCACCCUAUGAAGAAGCAGCCGCCGAAUGGAGAGGAGAUCAGCCCCCAAUGCUACUGACCUACUAUCCACUCCACGGUUCCGCUGACACACCCGAAGCAGCUGGACAGGAGCCACCACCGGUCACGGAAGAGGCAUACGAGGCUCGAGACAGGGAGAAGGGGAGAGAGGAGGCCAAAUUAGCGAGGGCCGAGGCGCGGCACAAGAGGAACCUGUCUCGAACGCAGGCGAUGAACUUGACCAGUGUCGAUGUGUUCUGGUUAAGCCAGGUUGAUGUCACCAGCGGGCAAUGGGUGACACCCUGGCGCGACGCUGGGUGUCUGCCGCUGUCAGCAGCAGCUGCAGGGGGCAUCACGAUCAUCCUCGAGGCGUUGCUGGGGUUCCUCGACGAUGAGUCGCUCCUCUAUACACGUUCGAGCAUGGGAACGUACACAUCCUUCCAAGAGACGGCUUGCUGGAUGCUCGAGGGCAGGACGACAUCGUUCCCAGCCUAUGCUCUCAAUGCGCGCGGCGGCGUCGUCGCCAAAGGUACGUACAUUGGCGUCAAUAUCCCCGUGCUGGAGGGCGUCGUGCCCGCGCUGCAGCUCCUGCACUCGUACGAGUGGCAGGUCAGCACGACUCGGAACAACGAGGACUUUGUCGAGGAGUCCAACGUAGAGUUGAUGCGGAUCGAUGCGUGGCUGUCGUACGUGGGGCGCACCGACCAGAUCACCAACGGGCCCCGGAGACUGCUCAAGCAGACGCCGGCCCUGGUCGCCCUGCUUGUGGAGGAGCACGAGCUGGACUUUCAGAACAUGGACCUGUCGGCCGAGGAGGGUGGGUGGCAGGACAUUGCCGAUGCGGCCGCGGAUCUGAUGGAUACGCUGGUGGAGGAGCAGCUGAACGAAGCCGAGCAGCUCUAUGUACUCGUGGCCAUGCUGCGGACGCUGAAAGUGGUGCAGAGCGUGUGGGCGGGUUCCGACUCGCGCGAUCUGCAAAGAAUCCUGGAGCGAGAUGUCCAGGUCCACCUGGUCUAG